This is a messenger RNA of Euleptes europaea (tarantolino), 1634 nucleotides long. It is a transcript of the gene BMP3, whose product is annotated as bone morphogenetic protein 3. The transcript has 4 exons. Gene Ontology annotation, biological process: SMAD protein signal transduction; BMP signaling pathway. Bases 1 to 1614 code for a protein of 537 amino acids. Lineage: Eukaryota; Metazoa; Chordata; Lepidosauria; Squamata; Sphaerodactylidae. Gene Ontology annotation, cellular component: extracellular region. Gene Ontology annotation, molecular function: growth factor activity; cytokine activity. The record is from RefSeq and is a predicted model, not a curated record.
AUGCGCGCCGGCUUGGCUCGGAGGCGGCGGCGGCGGCGCGAUUGGCUGCCUGCGCGGCGGCGCCGGGACUCUCUCGCACCCCCGCCGCACAAAAGUCGGCCCCGGGCCGCGCCUGCCCCACUCCGGGCAGGAGGCAGCGAGGCGGGCGGGCGGGCGGGCGGGCAGGCAGCGGCUCCGGCUCCCCUCCGCCCUGGACGGCCCUCCGACGGCCCUCGGUCCCCACCUGCCGCCCGGCCGCCCUCCUUCCCUCCCUGGGCGCCUGCCGGCCGGAGCCUGGCGGCGGGCGGGAUGGCCGCCUCGCCGCGCGCCCCGCCGCCGCUGCCGCUGGCCCGGAGCCUCCUCCUGGUGCUGCUGCUGCCGGCGUUGGCGGGCGGGGAGGCGCGGGGCCGGCCGGCCGACGCCGUGGCGGAGCACAUGCGGCGCCUCUACGACAGGUACAGCGGGCGGCCCGAGCGGCCGCUCCACCUCCGCCAGGGCAACACGGUGCGCGGCUUCCGAGCGCUGCCGGCAGGUUUUCCUGGCAGCAAAGAAGUGCACGUUUUCAACCUGACCUCCCUCACAAAGUCUGAGAACAUCUUGUCGGCUCUGUUGCAUUAUUACGUCGGGGAUCUCCAAAACGGUAGCGCCGAUUGUCCUCGCCUCAAGGGCUGCUCUCGUCACGGGCCCAGGAAACCUGAUCUGCAGAUCGACCUCUCGCUGCUGAGUUUUCCUCUGUCGGGAAACCAGACUCGGACCUUGGGACACUAUUUAAUCAACAUCUCCACCGCUUAUCGGAACGUCCUUUCUUGGCAGUGGAAGAACAUCACCCACGUCUUGAGCAAGGCCAAACAGAACAAAGAACUGCUCAUUGGAGUCAAAAUGGCCUCCAUCGGCCGUCACUCUUGGAAGAGAAUGCACCCCGCUUACGAACCCUACAUCCUCGUCUAUGCCAACGACUCCGCCAUUUCGGAACCAGAGAGUGUCGUUUCUAGCUUGCAGGGGCACUGGACUCCUCUGCCCGCCGGAGUCCCUAAAUUCGACGCCCGCUCCAAAGCUGGCCCAGCCGAACGGCGAGAAAAGCGCUCCACCAGCAUCCUCCUGCCGUUGCAGAACAACGAGCUUCCGGGGGCCGAGUAUCAAUACAGCGAGGACGAAGGAUGGGAAGAACGGAAGCAUUACAAGACGCUCCAGCCGCGGCUGGCCGAGAGGGCCAAGAACAAGAAAAAGCAGAGGAAAAACAAUCACCAAAAGAGCCAGACGCUCCAGUUUGAUGAGCAGACCCUUAAAAAGGCGAGGAGGAAGCAGUGGAACGAGCCCCGAUAUUGCGCGCGCCGCUACCUCAAAGUGGAUUUUGCCGAUAUCGGCUGGAGCGAAUGGAUUAUUUCUCCUAAAUCUUUUGAUGCAUAUUAUUGCUCAGGUGACUGCCAGUUCCCUAUUCCAAAGGCCUUAAAGCCAUCCAACCAUGCCACCAUCCAAAGCAUAGUGAGAGCCGUGGGGGUCGUCUCCGGGAUUCCCGAGCCGUGCUGCGUCCCAGACAAGAUGUCAUCUCUCAGCAUCUUAUUCUUCGACGAGAACAAGAACGUGGUACUCAAAGUCUACCCCAACAUGACAGUGGAGUCUUGCGCAUGCAGAUAACAUCCUCCUAGAGCCUGUGG